Molecule: messenger RNA, 1926 nt
Organism: Heterotrigona itama
Lineage: Eukaryota; Metazoa; Arthropoda; Insecta; Hymenoptera; Apidae
Source: the annotation of a GenBank genome assembly
AUGGCUACAAAAAUGGGAAAGAAGCAAAUUAUACAGGCUGUUGUUCUUGCAGAUGAUUUUGUAACGAAUUUGAUGCCUGCAGAGACUAUAUUCCCAACAAUAUUAAUGCCUAUAAUAAAUGUUCCACUGUUAGAUUAUUUAGUGGAAACUCUAAUUAAGUCGAGAGUGCAAGAAUUACUUCUUUACUGUAGCAACCAUGUAGACUUAAUAAAAGCAUAUAUAAAACAGAAGAAAUGGCUUAAAAUAUCAGUUUCUUUAAUUGUAUCAGAUGCUUGCACUUCUCUUGGAGAUGCUCUCAGAGAUAUUGAUACAAAAGGUUCCAUUCGUGGUAAUUUUAUACUUAUUAGAGGAGACGCAUUUAUUAAUGCCAAUCUUACAAAUCUUUUAAUCAAACAUUGCGCAAAGCUGAAGGAAGACAAAGGUACAGCCAUGACCAUGGUGUUAAGAAACAUUGGUUCCAUAAAUGGAUCUUCUUUGAGACAAAAAUUAUAUUUGGUAGUUUCUGACAAAAGUAGUAGAAAGAUUUUACAUUAUAAUGUAUUAACGAAAGAUUUAAAUAAAGUAAAGUUGGAAUUAGAUUGGUUUUUGAACCAUAAUGAAAUUGAAAUUAAUACCUGUUUUUUGGAUAGUCAUGUUUAUUUAUGUUCUCCUUCCGUAUUACCAUUAUUCUCUGACAAUUUUGAUUUCCAAACGAUGGAAGAUUUCAUUCGCGGAGUGUUAAUGAAUGAAGAAAUUUUAAAUUCUCGAAUAUAUUGGCAGCAAUUAGAUCCACAAGAUUAUAGUCUGCCGAUUGUAUCAUGGAAUGCAUAUCACUGUCUUAACCGAGAUAUCCUGAACAGACAUACUUUUCCACUUACACCAAAUGCUGUUCCAUUUUUAAAAGAUUUUAUUUAUAUGCCAAGAAGCACGUAUAAACAUAGAAGUGCUACUCUUGCUAAAGGUUGUAUAUUAGAGAAAGAUAGUAUAUUAUGCCAAAAUAGUACACUUGGGAAUGAUACUUUAGUUGUAAAAGCAGUUAUUGGAGAUCAUUGUUUAGUGGGGUCUAAUGUAACAAUUAAGAAUUCUUACAUUUUCUCAGAUAAUAAAAUUGAAGAUAACUGUACCAUUAUAAAUAGUGUAAUAUUUUCAAAUUGUUUCAUUAAACAAAACACAAGAAUAGAUGGAUGUAUAUUACGUCCCAAAACGAUUAUUUAUACUCCAAUGGAGUAUAUUGACUCUAUCAUAGAAUCAAAAGACGAUAAAAUUUCUACAAAAACAAUAUCAGAAAUUGAUCCAUAUAAUGAAUUUCAUCUCUUUAAAAAUUAUGACAUACUGGAAAAUGAUAAUAAUGUACAUACAAACACAGAUACAUCAAGUAUUGAUGAAGCUUCUGAUUGUAAUUUGCCAGCUGCAGAUGACAUAAGCAUGUUCUUAUCUGAGGUUAUUGAUAGUUUAUUAAGAGGCUUCCAAGAUCAACUUAAGUGUGAAAAUUUAAUUUUAGAAAUAAAUUCAUCUAGAUACGCAUAUAAUGUUACUAUGGACGAAGUAACAUAUAAUGUUAUUAAAGCCAUAUUAAGUUUACCUCUCCAUCUUUCAGAAGAGAAAGAAACUAGUAUAGACUAUCAUAGAAAUUUAAAGCGUGUAAUAACAUAUUUUUAUCCAAUUAUAUUGAAUUAUGUUAAAACAGAAAAUGCACAAAAUGACUGUUUACAUGCAAUAGAAGAGGUUGCAAGUACAACUCCAGAAUUGUUAUCAUGUUUGCAAGUUUUGUUGCAUAUGCUUUAUGAUAGAGAUGUAUUAUCAGAAGAAAAAAUUUUAGAAUGGUACAAAUCUAGUGAUAAAGACAUGGAUUCAUAUGAGAAAAACAAAGUGAGAGUUGCAAUACAACCAUUUAUUAAAUGGUUAGAGGAAGCUGAAGAAGAUUCUAGUGAAAGUGGAAAUGAUUAA